UGCUGCCGGGAGGCGGAAGCGGCCGCAGGUAUGGCGGCGGCCAUGCCGCUCGCUUUGCUUUUGCUGCUGCUGGUGGGACCGGGCUGCUGGGGCCACGCAGAACACCCACGCGACAGCCUGAGAGAGGAGCUUGUUAUCACUCCGCUGCCUUCCGGCGACGUGGCCGCCACAUUCCAGUUCCGUACGCGUUGGGAUUCGGAUCUGCAGCGGGAAGGAGUGUCUCAUUACAGGCUCUUCCCCAAAGCCCUGGGGCAGUUGAUCUCCAAGUAUUCUCUGCGGGAGCUACACCUGUCGUUCACGCAAGGCUUUUGGAGGACCCGAUUCUGGGGGCCACCCAUCCUUCAGGCUCCAUCAGGUGCAGAGCUCUGGGUCUGGUUCCAAGACACUGUCACAGAUGUGGAUAAAUCUUGGAAGGAGCUCAGCAAUGUCCUCUCGGGGAUCUUCUGCGCAUCCCUCAACUUCAUCGACUCUACCAAUACUGUCACUCCCACUGCCUCCUUCAAACCUCUGGGACUGGCCAAUGACACCGAUCACUACUUCCUACGCUAUGCUGUGCUACCUCGGGAGGUUGUCUGCACCGAGAACCUCACCCCAUGGAAGAAGCUCUUGCCUUGUAGUUCUAAGGCAGGUCUCUCCGUGCUAUUGAAGGCAGAUCGCUUGUUCCACACCAGUUACCACUCCCAGGCGGUGCAUAUCCGUCCUAUCUGCAGAAAUGCUCAUUGCACCAGCAUCUCCUGGGAGCUGAGGCAGACCCUUUCGGUUGUAUUUGAUGCCUUCAUCACGGGACAAGGGAAGAAAGACUGGUCCCUCUUCCGCAUGUUCUCCCGGACACUCACAGAGGCCUGCCCACUGGCAUCGCAGAGCCUGGUUUACGUGGACAUCACAGGCUACAGCCAGGACAAUGGAACACUGGAGGUGAGCCCUGCUCCCAGCUCCACAUACCAGGAUGUCAUCUUGGGCACGCGGAAGACCUAUGCUGUCUAUGACUUGUUUGACACAGCCAUGAUCAAUAACUCCCGCAACCUCAACAUCCAGCUCAAAUGGAAGAGACCUCCAGAUAAUGCAGAGGCCCUGCCCGUGCCCUUCCUGCACGCGCAGCGGUAUGUGAGUGGCUACGGUCUGCAGAAGGGAGAGCUGAGCACACUGCUGUACAACUCCCAUCCUUACCGGGCCUUCCCCGUGCUGCUGCUGGAUGCCGUGCCCUGGUACCUGCGGCUGUAUGUGCACACCCUCACCAUUACCUCCAAGGGCAAGGAGAACAAACCAAGUUACAUCCACUACCAACCCGCCCAGGACCGGCAGCAGCCCCACCUCCUGGAGAUGCUGAUUCAGCUGCCAGCCAACUCCGUCACCAAGGUCUCCAUCCAGUUUGAGCGGGCCCUGCUCAAGUGGACCGAGUACACACCAGACCCCAACCAUGGCUUCUAUGUCAGCCCCUCUGUCCUCAGCGCUCUGGUGCCCAGUGUGGUGGCAGCCAAACCAGUGGACUGGGAAGGGAGUCCUCUCUUCAACACCUUGUUCCCAGUGUCUGAUGGCUCCAGCUACUUUGUGCGACUCUACACAGAGCCCUUGCUAGUAAACCUGCCUACACCUGACUUCAGCAUGCCCUACAAUGUGAUCUGCCUUACAUGCACUGUGGUGGCCGUGUGCUAUGGCUCCUUCUAUAAUCUUCUCACCCGAACCUUCCACAUUGAGGAGCCCAAAUCGGGUGGCCUGGCCAAGAGACUGGCUAACCUCAUCAGGCGUGCCCGUGGUGUCCCCCCUCUCUAACACUCCUCUUUAGCAGCUACAGCUGCAUCCCCUACCCACUCACCCCUGUCCAAGGGAGCAGGGACGGGACUUUUCCUGCCACUCCUCUGUCCCCAGAGUUAGCUUUUGAAGCAAACUCCCGCUGGGCCUGCCCGGGGUCAGAACUGUGGUGUCCGGUAUGGUGGCCUCAAGCAGACGUAGUGUGGGGAUUCAUGUUUCCCUUCUUCGCCUGCAGCAGCCACACUUGUGCCCCGCAGUGGCUGGCACUGCUGCACCCUGGACAGCCUGGCGACGUUCCUGUCAUUGCAGGGUGUCUGAUGGCUCAGGUAAUGGAAUGCACCAGAGCUCGUGGUCCUGUGUGGUGGGUCUAGAUUGCCGUGGUAAUAAAAUGGCUGCCUU
Molecule: messenger RNA, 2148 nt
Organism: Microtus ochrogaster (prairie vole)
Lineage: Eukaryota; Metazoa; Chordata; Mammalia; Rodentia; Cricetidae
Gene: Pigt
Product: phosphatidylinositol glycan anchor biosynthesis class T
Biological process (GO): attachment of GPI anchor to protein
Cellular component (GO): GPI-anchor transamidase complex
Source: RefSeq, a predicted model, not a curated record